Messenger RNA from Caenorhabditis auriculariae, 6444 nucleotides. Lineage: Eukaryota; Metazoa; Nematoda; Chromadorea; Rhabditida; Rhabditidae. The record is from the annotation of a GenBank genome assembly.
AUGAGUCUCAGCCGAAUUUAUAAACGCACGCCGCUGGACGUAGUGGCGCCGACGCUUCUUCUCUUGGUUCGUUUCAUUUUGAAUCAGAGAAAAUUUGAGAUGGAAAUGAAGUAAAGACAAAGCAACAAAACUUAUGAAAACUUGGAAAUUCCUGUAGUUAAUUCUUCCCGACUCGAAAGACGAGAUAAGUUGAUUAGCAAGGUUGACACCGUUUUUGCAAUCGUUCAAAAAAGCUUUUUUCAAGGUUUCAAAUACCCUGAAAAUUUACUCCAUGAGAUUUUUUUUCGAAAACGUCGCUUCGGCGCAAUUUUUUUCAUAAAAAAAAUGUGAAUGACGGAUUCAAGUUUUCAUCAACCUACAAGGAGAGGAAAAUAUCAGCUGGAAGUUGAAUAACAGCUGAAAAGCGCGAAAUAAAUCAUGCGGUUCGAAGUUUUGAAGCCAUAGUUCCUAUUAAGAAUAAAUAAUUACAUCAACGAUUGAAGUACGACCCUUUCAAAGUUUUUUUUGAGUUUUAUUGUUUUUCUCAGUAGAAUCCGAAAAAAGAAAGUUGAAAGGAAAAAAAAUUAGUUUUCUCCAACAUUAAAGACAUUGUCGCAAUCAGAAGGAGCCAAAUCCCAAAACCUUGAAGAUCAACAUGUAAAAAAAAACGAAGAAAAAUACGAAAAGGACGGUGACUGAUCAAAGGAAGUUUGAUGGACAGGAUAAGAUCGAACAAUGAUGUUUGAUCAGAGGUAGAGCAAAAUAAGCUGUUUUGGAGUGAGUCCAAUUUUAUUUAUUGCUUACACAUUCCACGGCGACACCAAACCGAUAUAAUUUUUAAUGAGGACAGUUGGCUCGACUAAAUGAAUAAUUUGUCUUUUCAUGUGAUUGAGAGUCAGAUUUGGGAAUGUUAAACCUGCUUUUCAUAAGGGUGAUUGGAAAUUUAACUAGAGAAGUCGUUCCAGGACGGCGUCAUCGGAAUGGCGGCCAAUGGAGCGCUUUUGGUGGUGCUCUGCAAGGAAAGCAUGACGUCAUUUUCAGUCGUCUGCUGGGUUCGAGCCUUCGUCAACUUCGCCCUUCUGUUUCUCGUUUUCGUUGUCGAUAACACACCUGCCGCUCUCCUGUAGGCUUUUAUUUUCAUUUUUAAUCGUUUUCGGGAACAGAAAGAGAAGUGUUGUUCAUGAAUUGAAGAAAAAAUCAUUGUACGUGAGAAGAACCAAUUUUUAUAGUCAGAGAGACUUAAACUUGUUCAUUAAUAGCCCAUUCCGUGCCAGUUUUCCUUGUUUUUUUUUCCUGUAAAAAAGACCGUAUACCAAAUUAUAUCAAACUUGACCCUUUUUUCUCUUCACGGCCUUUGUUUUUUUGCUGAAUUAGAGCAGUUUUGUAGAGCAAAAGUUUGUAUUUACAGUAUAAUUUUUCAUAGAUGGUUUGACUAAUUUAACCAUAGAGCGAAUUGGAUUGGUAAAUUGCGGCUGUUAUUUCUCGAGCCGAUUUUAGGCUUGACAAUGCCCUUUCUAGCAAUCAAAAUAAUCUUUUUCUCGUUCUUUUUCUUUAAUCAACCCCGAUUAUUUCUGUUAUUUGUAAGUAUCUGACCGAAUGGCUCGAAGAAAAAUAAUUAUUCUUCUCUCAGAGGCUCCUCUCUGCUGCCAGAAUCUGUCGAAUCGGUGAUCUACAACGUGGUGUUGCUCGUCUACAUGAUCAACCAGGUCAUGUCGUUGUUCAUCGCCGUCAAUCGUUGUACCGCCGUUUUCUUUCCUCUGCACUACAACAGAAUCUUUCGCCUAAGUCUGACGGUGGUGAGUCUUUCAAUGGGAGCUUUUUUCGCACUGUUUUCGACUAACUGAGCCUCAACUGCGAAAAAAAAAAACAACAGUUUGAGCCGGAAGUUGUAUGGAGUUUUUUUUCUCUCCUAACUAUCUCCUUGUCGCUCACAAAAUUGCGUUAAUAAUGGGGUCAUUAUAAAAAUGAUCAAAGGCGUUUUAUAGGGUCUUAUUCAUUUUUAUGGCGUUUCUCGUGCUUUUUAUUCAGCGAAAGGUGCUUUUUCUAACUCGAAUUCUGGCGAAAGUUACAAAAAGGUAACGAAAAGAAGUUGGUCUAAAAAUAUCAAUGAUCGUAUCUAAAUUAAUAUAUGAAGUUAAGAGAUUUAUUUUCUUGCAAAUUUUCUAAAUGCUUUAUAUUUUCAGAUUUUCAUGGCCGUCAUCUAUUUAUACACUAUCGGAGCAGCUGUCUCCCGAUUUAUAGAAAGUGAGCCAUUCUCAGGCCGAAAAAAUGAAACAAAUUUUUUUUUCAGAAGAAAAAAGGAACCCGCCAUGUCGCCUUCUUUUCAGCGGCGAGGAAAUGACCUGGAUGGCCGUGCCACCUGAAUUGUGUUCAGAAGUACUUUAUUCCUUAUAGAUUUCGAAAACUGAGAUUUAAAAAUGCAUUUUCUAAUUUCGCCUCGAACUUCAACUUCAAAAGUAAUGAAUGUCUUCAAACUCUGCGGCUGGAAUGUGUUUGAGAGCGACUAGAAAGUUUGCUCUGAUAUCUUUAUAUGGCUCCGUGCGUAGGGUCCGCAAGCCAUUUCUUCAGAACGAUUCAAAAAAUAUGUUUUUCACAUUGUUCGAUAGAGGAGACUGUCCAUUUUCAUAAUCCGUUUAGUUUUUGAAAAAAGGUUCACUAAGAAAAAAGUUAUGGCCAAAAAACGAGCGCGCGCGGCGUACAACUGGAGGCAAAAUCUCACGGUUUACCCGCUGCCGCACGCUUUCUUUUUAAAUGUUUUUGCGCGUUUCUGGAUCGUUUUCAAAUCGGUUUUCUGUUCUGAGAGGUUGUCCGAACUGAGCCUCAUGUUUUGGUAUGAAUCUUUUGUACAAUCCUCAUAAGAAUUUUUGAUAAAAUAUCAAAAAACUACCUAGAAAAAAGGUCAGAAGGAAUUUUCAGCUUAUUUUUCUUUUUUCUAAUCAAAAAAAUUAUUAUCAUUCGAUUUGGAAAAAAGAAAAAAUGAAAAAUGAUGUUAUUUCGAAAUAAAACAGGAAAAAGUGCAAUUUGAAUCCGAAAAACGGCUCCUGCAACAUUUAAAAGGGCGCAUUGGUGUGUUUGACGCAAACACUGCUACGGACGCUUGCACGAAAUCUUCCGAAAUUUCAAAAAAAAAUUGCCAUUUUUUCGAGGUUUUCAAAACCGUUAUUUUUUUCGCGUCGAUUGAUUUUUUUCAUAAUUUUUUCAUUGAUAGAGUUUUGAACGCCUAAUAACAUAAUCAAAAAAAUAGACGCGAUCCUAUUCUCUAAUGCGUCAACGAGGCAGGCGAAAAAAAAGGAGGUUUUGGUAAAACUCAAAUAUAAUUUGAUUCGCUGUCCCAAUAAAUUAUUUUUCAUUUUUGAAUUUUUUUAUUUUUUUGGACACACUGUUAGUUUUCUAAAUCGAAAUAAAAAGUAUACCAUGUCGCUGAAAUUUUUUUCGCAUUUCAGCUUCAAAGUUUGGUGUCACUUUACAAGCUUUAAUAUUUUUUUCGCGUCGGUAGAUUUUUUUCAUUUUCACUUAAAAAAAUAAAGAAAGUGUUAAUGUAUAACAUACUAAAAAAAUUUAGAAGCGUUCCUCACUUGGUUUUCUGAAACGUGACGAUUUUUGUGAAACUUGUCAGUUUUUUUCGUGUUAAAUCUGACUUUUUUUCGCUUAUUUUUUUGAAAAAAAUACAUAGUUUUUAAAAAUAUUCAGUCUUGUAGAGCGUUGUCGAUUACAUAGAUUAACAGAAACAGUUCGUUUUUAAAGUGGGACUUUAGCUAGUAUAAACGCCUCAAAACCGUUUUUGCAACAAAAAAAUCGUCAUUUUGGUGGCGUGAAGGGGCGGGGCUUUGCGCCCCCUAUCCGUGCGUGAACCGUUUAGAGUCGGGUGUCGAGCCAUUCCGCAAGCGAUUGGAGAUGAUUAAAGGUGUGAAGCAUAGCUGUUACUGUCGUUCUUUACUAGCCUCGUGAUUUUUUUUUUUGCAAAGUUUAGUAUUUCUAACGAACUACAGUCAUAUGUGCUCUGCGCCUUUAAAAACUUUGAACUGCGAACUUGACGUUUUUUGUACGAUGCUUCCGUGAGAGAUUCAGUUUGAUAGCCGUAAAUAUGUAGAUUAACCAAAUAUAUGAUUUUUCCCUUUCGUUUUAGAUCAAUUAACAAUCAUUACGGAGAGAAAAAAACAGUUUUCAGGACUUUGGCAGCAUGUUGACCGUGGGAUUGACGUUCGGAUCUCUACUUCUUGUCGUAAAUUUCAUCACUUUUGCUAGAAUCAUCCAUUUUCAAUAUGUAAGCAGUACCGAAACCCUAUCGAUCCUGAAAAAAAAAAGGAUUUUUCAGGUUCAAAACGGGGAUCACCAGUCUUCAAACGAGAAAGUUCGAGCCAACAUUCUCCUGUGGUUUCAGGUGAGCAGCUAAAUUUUCAGCGCCAAAUUUAUCUUUUUCAGACGAUUUUGCAAGACUUGCUCUACACCACGGACUUUAUUUUCACUGCCAUUUUAGGGUAAUUUUUCAUUCAUUUGUUAAUUUUCGAAAGCAAAUUUCAGAUCAUUAAUAAAUGAAAGAUGGUGGGUUUUUCUCUCCUACACUUUCGUUUGGGAGAACGUCUUGACUUUGGAUGGGUGAGUUUUCAGGUGAAAAAAAAUGAAGAUCCCAUUUUCCAGGAUCAUCAUGAUGGUGUUCAGUGCACCUGCGAAACCGAUCCGAGGUCGGUUGCGGAGUUUUUUCAGCGGAAAACCCAAAAAGCCAUUCCAAAUGCAGACGAUCAGUGGGCGGUGGUUUGACGCCUGAAAAUUCGAGAGAAAUUUAAGAGAAACUGUUUUAAUUAUUAUGUAAAAAAGAGAAUAAAGAUAUGAUUUUCAAAUGCGGCUCAAUAGAAGAAGCUUGGUUUUAUUUAAAAAAAGAAUGACAAUUUGUCAUCAAGAAAAAAAAUCAGUUUUUGGCAAAUUAUCAGGUUUGUGCACCUGGGUAAAAAAAACUCAAGUUUUUUUUUUGAAAAGGUGAAAAGUAAAGAAAAAUAUCAAAUGGAAGGAGAUAACUUCAAACAUUUCGAACAUCUAAUAUAGAAAUUCUGACAUGGAGCGUCUAAAGCUCGCCAAAACUCUUUCUCUGUUCUCCACUGUUUCGUCGUUUUCUCGCAGCUAAAUAACGAGGAAAUAGUGUAACGUCAGAAAAAAAGUUGUGGCCAUCUUUAGGUGCUCCAUGUCAGAGAAGCUUCUCUUUGUCAGUGGAGCGAAUUGGCGUCGCGAAGGUCGGUUCUUUGAGGCUGAAUGCUCGGGAUAGUUGGUCUCUUUUAGCCUUUUUUUUUCCGAAAAUCUUGGGAAGGUUGUUUCUAAUCUCUUUUUGCAGAAAAAUCUUCAACAUAAAAACAUCUUAUAUAUUUUUACAAACAAGAAUUCAACUGCUUCCUCCAUAAUUUUCUAUGAAUUUGUGAUAGUUAGGUUUAUUAUUACACACUUUUAACUCCCCAUUCUUCCACCAUAACCUAUACGGCCAAGCCGCUCAUAAUAAUUCUAACAUCACUUCAACUCCAAAAAAGUUCCAAAUUCUAUGUUUUAUAAGAAGCAAAGUGCAUGGUUUCAACCUAACAGUUAGAUAAAAAUGAGUGGGGGAUUCGGGGCAUUCGGUUCUGAAACUGGUGCUUAUUUGAGAUAAAUGGGCGUACCAACGCAACUCGGCCCAACAUAAAAACCUCUGAAAAAUCGAAUUUGCAGUUUUUUUGGUAUCAUUUUGGAGCUGGUGUACUGUAAUCUCUCAUGUUUUUUUUUUGCAGAACUUUGAGUUUUUUUUUCAGUUUUAGGAAGCCUAUGAACAUCAGCGGCGUCUAUGAAAGAACUGCACUGGAUUUACUCGCGCCAGUGUUGAUUUUUGUAGUGAGUUUCACAUUACCUUAUCCAUUUGACUAAUUUUUCUUCUUCAAACUCAUCAAACUUAAAUUAGCUUCACUUUCUAUCUCGGACUUCAAUUUCAAGAAUUUCUAGACUACACAGAUAGUUUUUGAUGAAGAUGGACGAGAAAAGAAAUCCCGCAAAGUGUGAGAAAAUAUCUUUGUUUUUGAGCAAAACUGUCAACUUUCUUCGAAAUUUAUCUUUCAAAACUUUGAUUUUUAAGUUUUUAUUUGAAUCAUGGGAACCAUUAAAUUUUGAAAGUAUAGUUUUUUCAAAACGAAUUUCUUGACUUCAAAGGUGACAAACUUCAUCACCAGUUUCAGAAGGCCUGAAAGAUUUUAUUGUGUUUCCAUGUAGACUCUGAAGGUUUGAUCUGCCUUGACUGGAGUUUAUCUUUUGAAAAUUAGAAAAUGAUGAACGAAAUGUGAAAAAGUGUUUUAGGAUGGCCUCAUCGGAAUCGUAGCUAAUGGAGCUCUUUUGGUGGUGCUCUGCAAGGAAACCAUGACGUCAUUUUCGGUCGUCUGCUGGAUUCGAGCCUUCGUCAACCUUGUCAUCCUUCUUCUGGUUUUUGUCGUCGACAAUGCACCUGCCGCUCUUCUGUAG